AUGGGUGCGUACAAGGCUGACGAAGAAUCCGGGAAUACGAAUAAAGAGGAGCAACAUGCAGCUGGUAUUGGUCACUUUGGACUGAUGGUCAUACAGAGGACCAGCUUCCAUUACGCCAGUGCUGGGGAUUACUCACUCGGCGACUUGGCGUUUCCACUGGCCAUUCAGCCAAAUUCGAAGAUGAGUAGAGACCUCGAAUUGGCUAAUACGGAAUCCCGCGAGGAUCUAUCUACCUAA
Molecule: messenger RNA, 237 nt
Organism: Fusarium odoratissimum NRRL 54006
Lineage: Eukaryota; Fungi; Ascomycota; Sordariomycetes; Hypocreales; Nectriaceae
Exons: 2
Coding region: 1-237 (78 amino acids)
Source: RefSeq, a predicted model, not a curated record